Lactuca sativa (garden lettuce) is the source of this 468-nucleotide messenger RNA. RefSeq lists its product as uncharacterized. The record is from RefSeq and is a predicted model, not a curated record. NCBI's taxonomy places the organism in Eukaryota, Viridiplantae, Streptophyta, Magnoliopsida, Asterales, Asteraceae.
AUGAACAAAGACCUUAUGGAAAAGUACCAUAAGCGAUCUCGUCAAGAAAAUUACAAGGUGGUAAAGUCCCUCAAAGCAAGCAAAAUCAAAGAUGGAGAGUUAGUUAGCAGCCACGUGCAAAGGAUGCAACGAUACGUGGAUCGCCUUGUUAGGCUAAAUGUGCAUUUUGAUGAGGAGUUGGAUAUUGACAUAGUUUUGAACUCCUUACCUAGUUGUUAUGAUCAGUUCAUCUUGACCUAUCAUUUGAACAACAAUGAAACCACUUUGUCUCAAUUUCACAACCUCCUGCGAAUAGCUGAAGCAGGGAUGAAGGGAAAGAGUAUUUCCUCCACUCCUGCUAGUGCUCCCGUUCUGGCUAUUGGUCAAGGGAAUGGGAAGAAGAGGAAAGGUCCUCCAAAACAGAACUGUAAGGGAAAGUCUCAAGAUGGGUCGUCAAAAAAUGGACCCAAAGGGGCUAAGAAGAAGUGA